Messenger RNA from Aspergillus heteromorphus CBS 117.55, 2596 nucleotides. Its product is annotated as SAE2 C-terminal domain-containing protein. Gene Ontology annotation, molecular function: Y-form DNA binding; flap-structured DNA binding; single-stranded DNA binding. Gene Ontology annotation, cellular component: site of double-strand break. Lineage: Eukaryota; Fungi; Ascomycota; Eurotiomycetes; Eurotiales; Aspergillaceae. Bases 1 to 2262 code for a protein of 753 amino acids. The transcript is spliced from 2 exons. The record is from RefSeq and is a predicted model, not a curated record. Gene Ontology annotation, biological process: DNA double-strand break processing involved in repair via single-strand annealing; double-strand break repair via homologous recombination.
AUGUGUGUUGAUAGAUGCUACUGUGCAGCGCGUCUUCUCGACCCACAGGUGGAAGACAGUUUGUUCGCUAAGUACUUCCUGCGUAUAACACUGGCUUCAUUCAUGGAGGUUUUAAAGGAGCUUCAUACUUCUGUUACCAAGACCCUUGGGCAUCACUUCGAUAACGCCUAUAGAGAUUUAUAUCAAGAGCUCGCUCUUCGCGAUGCGAGAGUCCAGGCGGCCAAAGAGGCGACUGAGGUUGCAGAAGGCGCACGUCAGAAAAUUAUCGAGGAAGUGGUGACCUUGAAGAAAGAAGUUACACUUCUCCGGGAAGAAAUGCGUCUCAGCGAUAUUGGCUCAAAUGAAGACGGGCUUAUCCGCGAGAAAUGUCUUGAAUUGGAAGCAGCAUAUGCACCACAUCGCAUACAAGAACUCACCAAUGUUAAUGCCAUGGAAGCAUUGGAAUCCACUUGUGGUGCUGAGACCAUUUUUCAAAAAUAUGCUGCACUCUAUCAUGAAACCCAGACACUUAUGAAAGCCUCCGAUGAACUCAAGAAACAGGUAAAACGCCAUAAAAAGAAGUUGACAUACUGGCGAAAGAGCCUUGACCGCGACAAAUUUACGCUGGUGCUUGACGGAGUAGAAGUUCACUUUCAACGACUUAAAAAGGCAACGGAUGAUGAUCAAAUGCCGUCAACUCCUAUGAUGCCAGUAACUUUUACAGAGUCUUCUGGGCCGGUUGCUCGAAUUGCCGUGAACGAAGCUCUGACUCCUGUUCUAAACAGCCCAUAUUCUGAUACAUGCAAUGACGUGUCAAAUGAUGGCGCUCAGAUUAUAAAACCGAACGGCUGCAAUGAUUUGCUCCAGAAGCCACAAUUAAAGCCAACAUCAAUGCAACCAGUUGAUACAUAUGCAAACAAGGAAGCGGUAAUAACCCGUCAGGCAUCAAAUCCCCUCUCGGAAGCAGCGAAACGGAAGUACAUUGCAUUAGAAGAAUCCGCCCAGGGUUCUUUAGUUCUACGGGACAACUUCCCCAGUGACAACGCCGUCAGGUCAUCGCAGUCCCUUUUGAUCAAAGACUUAAAUACGCCAUCCGACCCGCUACAGCCUUCAUCCCCAAAUUGCAACGUUGUUGGGACCCAAGACUUAGAUGAAGUUGGCGAUGCAGUGGAAACACCAAGGAAGAAAAAGAAGCACAACCAUAGCCAGCAUCUCCGAGAGGCUUCUACUGCCCUAGAAGGGCGGCGCGUCGGAAGCGAAGAUAGCUUAUACUGUAGUCCGGCAUCUACUCAUUCAGCCUUGAAAAGAUCGACAGUACUUCAAUCUGCUGAUUGCAGCUUGAAAAUCAACGGACCUACUCAAUGGCCAGGCGGGAAGCUUGCGAGAUCUACAAGGAACCCCCCCCAAAAAGCUAUAUCUUCAAUAACUGAGGAUGGCGACCAAAAUUACUCGGCUGUGUCAGGAAGACAAAAGUUCAACACGUUAGCAUCCAAAAGUGGAUCCCGACCCUCGGGCCUAAAUAACACUGACCGGAGUACCGAUCAACGACUGCAAUGUCUGCUUGAGGGUCCCUUGCCUGCUAAACAAAAUCUACAACCUAAGCCAGUCACUAGAGAAGUGCCACGGACUCUCAAAGAACGAGAUUCUUUGUGGACAUGCGAUGGAGAUGUGACGGCACACUCGACUGCAACGGUCUUCUCAUCAAGCUGUGAUACAAAGGUAACAGGAGAGGGCUCUCUGACCGAGCCAUUCAGGGCUCAGCCGCUUCACCGUCUUGAGCUCAACCAUUUCAAGCUCAACCCAAACUACAACCAAGGAGUAGAUUAUGCUUUCAGCAGUGUGGUUCGCAAGAGGGACGAGCGGAAAUGUGCAAAUGGCUGUACACGUCUCAGCUGCUGCGGCAACAAAUUCCAUGCCAUGGCACGCCUCGGCGAUCUAUCAGCCAAUGUGACAUCCACCAGGGAGAAAGAAAAUGAAGAUCAAAGAGUCCUGGAAGACUACUUGGCUGAUGGAAAACAUGCACUUGACUGGUUGAGCUCCGAAGAUCGGGAGCGCCUUUUACAAGAGGCGAAAGCAAAACUCAUUGCUGAUCGGUAUGGAAAGCACAGACAUCACCAUCAGCGGUUAGGGUCACCCCCUGGAUAUUGGCGCACUGACAUGCCUGACACGCAGGAGCUGCAGCGGGAUCACAAGGAGGCGAGAGAGCUUGAAAGAGAAAGGGUGACAGAUCGGUAUAGGGAAGCAAUGCGACCAGGCGGCCUCUGGAAGUUUGCAGAUGAGUGAGCAUACUUAUGUUCUCUACUUACAUAACAAGUCACCUGGAAACACAAACAUGAAAUCCUGCACAACAUAUAGACUCCCAUUAUCUCUCUUCUGGUUAUCUUUCUUCGGGUUUAUCCAAGUGCACUGAUAUUAUUGAGACCAAGCGACAGUACAAUUACAUGUAUAUAGGGAAAGAAAUGAGGGAUAUAGUGAAAGCAUAAGGGACAGUACUCUAUAGACUAGCAUUAUCAAAGAGUACAGUACAGCCGUGAAGAAAAUAAUAGUAAAAAAAUAAUUAACUCACUAACAGGUAAUAAUACUAUUAUAUUAUAAACUGCAAGCCAGAGCAUGCUAU